CUAGGGGGAAGGUACAGUCGGAUUCCUAGUAGAGCAGCGAGCACAGCAGACCGACGGGCUACAAAAUGACAAUGAACAUAGAUUCGUCACCAGGAAUGAUCUUUUUCACACGGGCUUUCACAAUCACAGGUUUUUAAAAUAAAAUAUAAAGGUUUGGAGCCAAAUUAAAACAGGAGAAGUUGCGGCUCCGCAUGACGUCAGAGGCGCUGGUGUGCUGAACCGUUCUCAGAAUAGAAUUCUUGGAAUUGGUGAAUUUUAAAAGCAAAUCCCCAAUCUCUCCUUCACACGCUUUCAACCCAUUCUCGAGAGAACACUCAACGCACUGCAUCUCCGUAUUUAUUGUCUGACUAAAUUAUACAUUACAUUGUUUUUCAAUUCGUUAAUCAUUGUCAGAAAGUCUAUUAACAUAUCGGAUAUUCGGACCCGUUUUCUCUUAUUCCCUGAACUGCUGCGUGGGAAAUUAAUAAAAAUAAAAUAAUUCCUUUGUUUCGACCGGCUAUAGUUUCGCUAAAGCUUGCAUUGUGGACGAUUGCGGGCAAUCGAAGACCAUAAUGAUUCUUUGUGUUCAAGGCCCCAGGCCGCUGCUGUCUGGUACAUCCACAGAGGGUCCCUUAGGUAUGCUGACAGGGAGCGUCUCCUCCCCUCACUGCCUUCACAGCACCCCCACUCAGUGGGACCCCACAAAAGACCUGUGCACCAUUGCCAACAACUUCUUCUACCUUGACACCUCAGGCUGGUACUGGGGAGCAAUCACGGCGGGUCAGGCUCACUCAGCCCUCCAGGCUGCAGCAGAAGGGGCAUUUCUGAUUCGAGACAGCAGCCACCCCCUUUACAUGCUGACCCUGUCAGUCAGGACGGCACGCGGACCCACCAGCAUACGCAUCCAGUACAGCGGAGCGCGGUUUCUGCUUGACUCCAGCUCACCCGCCCGGCCCAGCUUGCUGUCCUUCCCCGACGUGCCCAGCCUGAUCCAGUACUACGUGGGGCCGGGGAGGAAGGUGGAUCAAGGAAAGGCGGAGGAGACGCAUGGCGGCAAGCACCAACAGAGGCCGGCUCAGGAGAACACGAUAGUGCUGAAGCUCAAGCGGGCCCUUCUCAAGCCCCAGGCCUUCCCCUCCCUACAGCACCUGGCACGCCUCACUAUCAACCGCAGCACAGACUGUCCCGACCAGCUGCCUCUGCCAUGCCCACUUGUGCGAUUUCUGCGGGACUACCCCUUUCAGGUAUGAGGACAUUCUGGUCUGAACAGCGGCGGUGAACUCAGUUAAAUCAUUCUACUGAACCUUGGGGGGAAAUAAGUCACUGGCUAAAUUGAACAGUUCAACCAGACUUUGAGGGAAAGAGGUCCCGGUCAGCUGGAAACCAACAGAGCCCCAUAGGACAUGUGCUUGUUUAUAAAACCAUGUUUAGGAAAAAGCCUCUCAGAAAACACUGUCUGGUUUUGGAUUUCUCAGAGGGAAGUGGGUUUCUGCGUAUCUCGCCGCAGGAGAUUCACUGGAAACCCAAAUGCGGUGCUAAGUGUUGUGACUCCUGGUGCUGAGGGAUACGGGAGCAGCCUCCGUUCUCCCCGCCCAUCGUGCUGUGGGCACACUGUCUAUCCUGUUUCUGAGCAGUGAAUCGUUUCCCAGUAAGAUGUACCUUCAGUGUUUUGUCAUUUCAUUUUUUUAUUUGUCCUAUUUUUUACCCCCCACUCUGUACAUAUUCCCUUUUCUAUAUGUAUAUAAAAACACAAUAUUCAAAAUGAAUCCAACUCUUUUGUCUUCAACGCCCCGUUGUCUUCUCGUGUUUCGAAUUCCAGAAGAAAC
Messenger RNA from Esox lucius (northern pike), 1805 nucleotides. RefSeq names its product cytokine-inducible SH2-containing protein. The record is from RefSeq and is a predicted model, not a curated record. Gene Ontology annotation, molecular function: 1-phosphatidylinositol-3-kinase regulator activity. Gene Ontology annotation, biological process: phosphatidylinositol phosphate biosynthetic process; intracellular signal transduction. The transcript is spliced from 3 exons. The coding region runs from base 552 to 1229 and encodes 225 amino acids. NCBI's taxonomy places the organism in Eukaryota, Metazoa, Chordata, Actinopteri, Esociformes, Esocidae. Gene Ontology annotation, cellular component: phosphatidylinositol 3-kinase complex.